Molecule: messenger RNA, 552 nt
Organism: Cutaneotrichosporon cavernicola
Lineage: Eukaryota; Fungi; Basidiomycota; Tremellomycetes; Trichosporonales; Trichosporonaceae
Gene: GNA1
Exons: 4
Coding region: 1-552 (183 amino acids)
Biological process (GO): UDP-N-acetylglucosamine biosynthetic process
Cellular component (GO): endoplasmic reticulum-Golgi intermediate compartment; endoplasmic reticulum; Golgi apparatus
Molecular function (GO): monosaccharide binding; glucosamine 6-phosphate N-acetyltransferase activity
Source: RefSeq, a predicted model, not a curated record
AUGGUCGUCCUCUCCGACUCUGAGCUCCUCUUCCCGCGCACCGUCAUUCCUGCCGCUAUUCAGGCGCGUGUGGGGUCCGACAUUGAGAUCCGCCCUCUUGCCAAGUCAGACCACACUCGUGGCCAUGUUGAGCUAUUAUCGGUCCUCACAGAGGCCCCAUCGGUCAGCGCCGAGCGCUAUGUGGAGCGUUUCCAGUCCAUGAAGGCGUGCAAGGACACGUACUACACUGUUGCCUUCAUCCACAAGCCCACUGACAAGCUUGUCGCUGUCGGCACCGUCUUCCUUGAGCGCAAGUUCCUCCGGGGGACCGGCGUCGUCGGCCACAUUGAGGACAUUGCCGUGUCCAAGUCGAUGCAGGGCCGCAAGCUCGGCCUCCACCUCAUCAACUGCCUCGAGGAGAUUGCCCGCUCGACUGGUUGCUACAAGGUCAUCCUGGACUGCAGCAAGGACAACAUUCCGUUCUACGAGAAGUGUGGCUUCCAGCUCAAGGAGUAUGAGAUGGCCAUGUACCUCAACAGCGGCAGUUCGGUCGUUCCCAACGCCCGCAUGUAG